Messenger RNA from Anguilla anguilla (European eel), 1333 nucleotides. It is a transcript of the gene vbp1, whose product is annotated as von Hippel-Lindau binding protein 1. Gene Ontology annotation, molecular function: tubulin binding. The transcript is spliced from 6 exons. Bases 62 to 649 code for a protein of 195 amino acids. Gene Ontology annotation, biological process: protein folding; tubulin complex assembly; microtubule-based process. Gene Ontology annotation, cellular component: prefoldin complex; cytoplasm. NCBI's taxonomy places the organism in Eukaryota, Metazoa, Chordata, Actinopteri, Anguilliformes, Anguillidae. The record is from RefSeq and is a predicted model, not a curated record.
GUACGUUCCAUGCGCGUGACGCUCAACUUCUGCGUGAGGAGGGAGGGGUAAUCUUUUCAAGAUGGCGACGACCACGGAAAGUAGCGAUGCCGGGGUUGCGAACAAGAAAAAACAUCUCGGAAUCCCUGAAGCAGUCUUUGUGGAGGAUGUGGACUCCUUCAUGAAGCUGCCAGGCAAUGACACGGCCGACGCGGUGCUGAGGAGGCUGGAUGAGCAGUAUCAGAAGUACAAGUACAUGGAGCUCAACCUGGCCCAGAAGAAACUGAGGUUAAAAAGCCAAAUUCCACAGAUCAAGCAGACGUUAGAAAUUUUAAGACACAUGCAGAAGAAAAAGGACACAACGGAGCCCAUGGAGACACGCUUCCUGUUGGCUGAUAAUGUGCACUGCAAGGCCUUGGUACCGCCCACAGACAAAGUUUGCUUGUGGCUUGGGGCGAAUGUAAUGUUGGAGUACGACAUCGAUGAGGCACAGUCUCUGCUGGAGAAGAACCUGGCCACUGCCUCUCGGAACCUCGACUCCUUGGAGGAGGACCUGAACUUCCUGAGAGACCAGUUCACCACCACUGAAGUCAACAUGGCACGUGUCUACAACUGGGACGUCAAGAGAAGGAGCAAAGACAAUCUCUCAAAAAUUGCUGAGAAGUCUUAAGAGCGCAACUCCCACCAUAACUCUCACCCUCCCCUUCCCCCCCACCCCCCCCCCCCCCCCCUCUAAAAAAAGAAAAAAAACCAUUGCAUACUUUACCACCUGGUCUCUCCAUUGUCAUUUGAGUUAUAUAUAUAUUUUUUAAGAAGCUUAUUUUUCAGACCGCAAAAUUAACAAGUCUCUGUUUUUUUGUAUUGUUUGUAUUAUUAUUGGUUUUUGAUGUUGGCAGAUUACACUUAGGGGAUGGUGAUUACGUUUUUUUUAAAAGUCUGUUUAUUUAUAUGCAGCAGCCUGAACCCUUACAGGUGCUUGGCACAGCUGGAGUCUGAGGACCAGGAAAUGUCCGUGUGAUGUUUCUGUGAGGUUCGGCCCGUGGCAUCGGAGGUGCUAGCAGUGCAGCGGCUUUUCCGCGGGGCACCUUUUGAUCCUACAACAGUCGGCAAGAGUUGCGCUGAACCUUAUUUUUUAGUGGGCCAGACAGCGGCCCCAGAUUUUUGUCACAAACACCCCCCCGCCCCUACCCCCAGUCCCACGCCUCAGCUAACCCGUCCUCUGAUGCAUGUUUUCCCCUCUGUCUCUCUUUCGGUCUUGUGGUAUUUAUUUGUCACACUGUAUAAAUACUGGAAAAGAAGGAUGAAAACUGGGGAAAUGGCAAAAAAAUUAAAAAGACAAAUGUGAUUUAAAAUA